ACCAUGCUUGAAUGGAGGUGACCUUAGUUACUAUCAAUUAGUAAAGCGAAGGUAUUUGGCGCCUGUCCCGCUUGGUUUACAUGCUGUGAACUGGUUUUGAGUAUUUGUGAAGACUUGAGCAGGACCAGCAGAGAUGGCGGAAGCUCAUCAGGCACGAGUUCAGAAUGUGGUCGAAGAAAUGGUGCAGGGUCUGGAGAGGGAUAACAUCCGUAUAAUGCAGGGUCGCAUGUUCAGGUGCAGUGCAGAGUGCUGUGAGCGCCCCUCGGACUCCAUGUCUCAGGUGCAUCAGUGCAUCGACAGGUGUCACACUCCUCUGGCCAGAGCUCAGGGACUUGUCACUUCAGAGCUGGAAAAGUUUCAGGACCGUCUCAGCAGAUGCACAAUGCACUGCAACGACAAGGCGAAGGAUCUUUUUGACUCUGGCGCCAAGGAGCCAGCCGUGAAGUCUCUGAUGGAGCGCUGUGUGGGUAGCUGUGUGGACGACCAUGUAAACCUGAUCCCCAGCAUGACCCGAAGACUCAAAGAUAAUUUGGACUCUAUACAGCAGUGAAAAGCAGGAUGGAUUACUGAAGUCUGUCCUGUAGACGGCCUCAUUACACACAUAUACACACACACACACACAGCAGUGCAGAGUACAUCAACUCAGCCAGUUUGACCAGUUACAACCGAAGUAGACAGAGCUGGAACACCAUGAAAGAAUAGAGGGUUUAAAAUGGAUAAUGUGACACUAAGGAUAGGCUGGAAGUUUUUGAUCUUGUUUUAUUUGUAUUGCUGCAACAAGAAAGAAAUCUAGUGAUGCAUCUUGUGUCAAGAUCCCGGCUCAAAGCUGCUUCGGAGACCUGUGUUAACUUUUUAAAAAUGAUAACUUAACUCAGUGCACAUCUGAGCAUCAUAUUUCAAACUACACAGUACACCGUUCAGUCGAAAGGAUUCAGAUUUGUUCAUGUGUACGUCCUGAACAUCCUGUUUAUUUGCAGGAUUUGAUAUUCAGCCAUUCUUAUUAUUAAUCUCUGAUGUCCUAUCAUUCAUCAAUCUUUUUUUUGUGUGUAAUUUUUGAGUUAUUCUGUGAAUGUUUGUAUCCGAAUAAAUAAUGAUAUCGAUGUAA
Molecule: messenger RNA, 1105 nt
Organism: Scomber scombrus (Atlantic mackerel)
Lineage: Eukaryota; Metazoa; Chordata; Actinopteri; Scombriformes; Scombridae
Gene: timcc
Product: family with sequence similarity 136 member A
Exons: 3
Coding region: 134-550 (138 amino acids)
Cellular component (GO): cytoplasm
Source: RefSeq, a predicted model, not a curated record